Molecule: messenger RNA, 7051 nt
Organism: Odontomachus brunneus
Lineage: Eukaryota; Metazoa; Arthropoda; Insecta; Hymenoptera; Formicidae
Product: condensin-2 complex subunit D3-like
Exons: 2
Coding region: 551-4489 (1312 amino acids)
Biological process (GO): meiotic chromosome condensation; mitotic chromosome condensation
Cellular component (GO): condensed chromosome, centromeric region
Molecular function (GO): histone binding
Source: RefSeq, a predicted model, not a curated record
ACACAGGUUGUGUAACCACAUAGAAAUUGUCUAUAUGUAGGUAUAUAUGCAUUAUAUAUAUAUAUAUAUAUAUAUAUACACACACACACAUAUAUACACAUAUAUAUAUAUACACAUAUAUAUAUACACAUAUAUAUAUACACAUAUAUAUACACAUAUAUAUAUACACAUAUAUAUAUACACAUAUACACAUGCUGUUAGACAUAUACAUGCAUUGAAAGCGGCUCAUAUAUUGAUUGGUUAUUCAGUUUCUCGUUUCUACAUGGACGCUAUUACUCGUUUCGCUAACUCUAAUAUAACAAACGAAAUGUUUGAGGAUAAAUUUUCCACAAAGAUACCCGUCAUCGUGUACACAAAACGAGGUAGAACCGUAAAAUCAUUAUUGAUACACAAAUGGAAGAUGAUAACCUGAAAGCCCCGUCGCGCAUUAUCACAGCACGAUAAGUUUGAGGUUAUGUUUACUGACGCGUGAGCGGCUCAUUCGUGAGACAAAAAAUGAUAACGACAGCAUUUUGAGCGCGAUUUGAAUUUCACUCGAUCGCACGAAAGAAUGGAAUCGCUGCGCGUAUUUCACAAGUUCAAUUUGGACAUUCUGGACGAGGCUUGGAUCAAAUCAGUAUGGGACGCCGAGUUCACGACCUACAAAGAACCACCUGACAACUACCUGGAGUAUCUCGAAAGCGACGAGGCGCAAUCAGUGCUACGCACGUGCUGUCAGGACCUGAAAAAGUGGAUCACGGCGAACCGCGAGCAGCAAGAGUCCGAGUUCUCAUGGCAAACGCUGAUGAUGUUGGACAUCAACGUGCAGGGUUUACUAGCUGUGUUGGAUUACAUAAUGAAGACCGGUCAACGUGUCAGCGCCGACGAGGCGCCCAGGCAAGCUUGUUUAGAAGCCACGAGAUUGUAUCUCAUGCUUCUCACGGUACCUGGUAGCAAUGCCUUUCGUGUAUAUCACCCAAACUUAUAUGAACGAGUGAUGGAUACAUUGAGAAUAUCAGAGAAUAUAUUUUCCUCUGAAAAUAACGUCAAGGAGACAGACAUUAAUUGCAGCAACGAUGAUGACAAAUUGGAUCAUUGCAUGAUGUCAUACUUUGAGAAACUCAAGGUCUUAGACAAAAUCAAAGAUAUUAUCUCUGAUCUUAUCACAAUGCUCCAGUCAUUUGGGUUAAAGCACCACACAGAUUCCUUGAAAAUCACGAUACGCACACUGUUGGAUAUUACAAAGUUGGGAAUAUACACAAAGGUGCACAAUAUUAACACACAAUUGAGCAAUAUGGUAUCUUCAUUGUGUAAGGUAGCAUUUAUGGCUCUGGAGAAGUUAUGCAGUAAUAAUCAUGGACAUAUUACUCUAACCAUAAUGUUAAUAGCUCAGUGCAUGUUGCCUUAUUUGUUGUCUUACAACACCAAUAAUUAUUCAGCAAAGUCGAUGGCAGUGGUGCAGGAGUCAUUUAUAUACUUCCUCAAAGAUCUGCUGCAGGACAACACAAAUAAAGCCACACAGGCAGUUGUGACUCUGAUGCACCAGCUGAUGACUAACUGUCCAGAGAGAGUAGAGAUACGUCAGAAGCAAGCAGUCAAUGUGAUAAAACUGUUAAAUAUAUGCGACAAGAAUGUUACACUGCAGCUUCUCGAAGAUAUAAUACUGUUUUCAUUUAAUAGUAAGGUCUCCUGCAGACUGUUCGCACAAGAGAUCAUUGGAAAGCUGUUAACGGAACACACGUUAUCGUACGAUAAUUUGGGCAAGGACAUGAAGAUUAGAAUAAGGAAAAUCCUGGUGGCCGUCGUGCUGUCGCGCUGCAUGGAUCGUUCGCCUUUGGUGAAAGGAAGAGCAAUGGCCACAUUUGCGUUGUUCUCCGAUUGCAACCAUGACGACGUCGACAGGGACAUCCUCAAAGGCAUGUUCGAAGCUGCGGACGCGAACAAGCAGCUACUCACGUUGAAGGAGUUGAUAAAGGCCCUGGUCGAAAACACGGAUCCACUGCCGGGAUCAGACACGUUGAUCGCCAUGUUACUGGACAGAUUGAACGACGAGCGCGCAUUGGUGCGGCGAAGUGGCUUGAAGAUCUUACAAAACCUCACCGUCAUGGUCCCCUCACUCGUGAAGCGUACGAUAAACGCCAUAACUGAACGUUGCCGGGACUCCACGUUGAUGGUACGCCAGUUCGCGGUGCACGUUUUGUCCGAGAUCCUGGGACACUUCCCGCACGACCCGAACCUCUUGCACGAGUGGGUGCAGGCAGUGAUGCCGCAAAUCUACGAUGUCGAGAGCAAGGUGCAGGAGAAAGUGUUGGAAUGCCUGCAGGACAUAUUGAUCAACAGGAUAACUUGCGCCUCGACAUACAAACCGAACGAUGCGAAUAGCUUGCCAUGGAGGAUACUGGAUAAAUUGAGCAAUAUGAGGAUGAGGAAGCAUCUGUCAAAGGCUUGCAGUCUGUGGGUGAAGAACGGCAUUGUCACGAAGUCCGUAAUCUUGAAUCUGCAGUCACACCUCGGCACCAACAACACCAUAGGCGCAUGGAUACUGUUGGCCGCUUUGGCUGAGAACAUGAAAAUCCCGAGGAUGGAGCUAUACAUCGCCGACUACAAGGACGUCAUCUGCAAGAACGAUUUCCAUGCAAGUUUGGUCCUCCACGUUAUACGGCACGCCUAUUCCUGCUUGGAUCGAGAUAACCUCGAGGAACUUCAUCAGUAUCUCUACAAGCGCAUCUGCCACUUCGAGAUCAAGUUCAACUUGAUCAGCGUAUGCCUGGACAUUGUCAGCAAUGUGCUACAAUACUUAUACCAUAGCAAAAGCUGCGUAGAGACGUACAUGGCAGAGCUGAUAAAGCUGUCAGAAACGGAGCUGCAGGACAUACUCAAGGACGACGAAGGUGACACGCAAGAUACGCUCAAGAUGAGAGCCAUCUUCACGCUAGGCCAUGCGUCGCUCCUGUGCACCGAUAGAAUUUCAUCAUCGUCGCUGCGGAUUCUACAAAAACUUUUAUUAGAUCCGAAGUCGUUGCCGCAAGCCGUGAGAGAGACGAAGGGUUUAAAGACGUCCGCGGUGGUGUUGCUCUGUCAACAGGCGCUUAGAGAUCGCGAUAUCGCGAAGAAGGUCACGCCAAUAUUCGGCACAUUGAUGCGCCAAGAGACGGACUCACCGGAGGGAAUCGCCGUGAAGGUAAACGCUGCGAAAGCGUUGGCCGACAUCUGCGUGAGAUUCACCGCUCUGGUAGAGCCGUAUCUGCUGGACAUGUGCAUCAGCACGAAGGACCCGAAUCCCGCCGUGCGAGAGGCUAUAGUGGUGAUAUUCAUUCAACUGCUGCUCGAGGAUUUCAUCAAGAUGAAGGGGCCGUUUUUCUUUCACAUACUGACCAUGCUAUCAGAUCCGGACAGCAUGAUACGCGAACUCACGAUCUUCUUGGUGGAAGAGAGACUCUUACGGAAGAACAAGACGCUGAUCUCGCAACAGUUCCUCGAGAGUAUAUACUACUAUAACAAUUACCAUAGUCAAAGUACGCUCUGCGGCUAUAGAAUGCGCGACAGAGAGAAGAAGCUAUUGAUGUUACCUGGAAAAGCGAACGAAGAGAAGCGCAAUAUUAUCUACGAGUUUAUGCUGGAUCACUUGGAUUCGCCCGCCAAGUUCAAGCUGACCGUCAAACUGACCAAGUACAUACUUUGCGAGAUAUGCGACGGCAAAUCCAUUGACGUUGAAAAAGAGGAAGGAGCGUGCGUCUUGCAAGACACACUAUUCAUUAUGGGUAAUAAUCGUCUUGAGCUGAAGAAGCACACGGAUGAUCCGUCAGAACUUGAUGAAACCACGAAUCCCUUCGAACAGAGCACUUCCACUACCACGAACAGCAGCAACGCCAUGGCUAUCAUUUUGGCAGAAUUGAAGAAGCAUCACUUGGACAGUUUGUUGCCCACGUUGAUCAGAUUGAAGGAAAAAUUUAACACAUCGAAGUCACCUUUGAAAAACAAUGUGGAGAGACUGUUACACAAGGUCUAUUCGAAUUACAACAAGGAGCAUCUAAUCAGCUUGCUGAACGAAUAUCCUGAGUUAGAAAAAGAUAUGGAUCGUUAUCACCGAAAACUGAAGGAUAAAAUUACUUCCGAGAACGAUGAUGAUGACGGUUCGUCGCGUAAGGCACACACAAUAAACCACAAGGAUUCGGACGUAUGCAAACGAACACCAGUACCCUCAACUUCAUGGACACCAGACAAUACAUAUGAUAAAUUAAGUCCUAGUAGCCGCUCACAAGACCCAUCAUCUUGUGAUAAGUUAUUUAGUAACGUGUCGGUACGUCUGGAGAAGUUGUCACUAACAAAAUUGUCCUCAGAGUCGACCGUUAGUAUCAGCACACCACCAAGAUUGGCUCAAAAUUUAAGUCCUAGCACUAGCUAUUCUUCCACUUGCGUUCUGCAAAUCAAAAGACCGUCGAGCGAGCUAGGAAUGCCGUUGUUCAGUUCUCCGCGUAAAACUUCAAGGAGGAGCGUGAGCAGGUGGUAGUUGCGAUUCGCGUUAAGGACGUUCAUUUUUGCUUGCUGCAUAUCCUUCUAUGAGUUCUCUACGUACAAAAUUGCCUACCUCGUAACUUUCGUUGAACGCGAAAGGCCGUCUGCGAGAUCGUGCACGUGCGAGCUUCCAGUUCCUUUUGUAUAUCUGCGAAUAUGUAACAAACGCACACACACAUACACGUUAGUUAAAUACAUGCCGCAAUUCGCAGCCGAGUCGUUGCCGCUUACCUUUGUUCGUGUGCGACAGAAUAUUGUUUUGCAAGUCCUUUAUGAUCGAAGUAUUUUCAACUAUAAGGUGGAUCAGUGCACGGAUUUCCUCUGCCUGUAUCAACACGACGUGUUAUCUCUUUAUUAAACAUGCCAAACCACCACCACCACUGUAAUUCGUUUGUGUUGCUGUUUCGCAUUAAAGCGCUCUUUGCGAUACGUACUUCGUCCAACAAUUCCUUGAGUUUUUUAUUUUGGGCUAUUUGAAUGUGCACGUCUUGCAAGAAUCCUCUGCCAAAGGUGCUGCUGUUACUUCGGCUCUAGAACAAUUAAAGUACAAAUAUGACGCAUUAAUCAUUCUAUUUUAAUUCAUUAAUUUAUGCGCACUAGUAAUAACGUUCAUCAGGAGAAGGAACUUCACUUAGACUUUCGUGCAAUCAAUGGAUAUGUCAGUUGCGCGCCGGCAGUCAACGUGUCAAAAGGAGAAUACAUCUCCUGCAUUAAAACUAGUUCUGCACGCACAUGACUCACGUGCAAUUAUCGGUUAAGGCAAAGUGCACAGAUCGAUCGUGGAGUUCUUUCUCUUCGUUGGCGAUAUAUAUCUCUAGUACGACUAUAAAGAAAAAAGAAAGAUAAAAUACUAACAGCACGUAAAUCGGGCAUACGAUCGCGAACCAUAGCGAGUGGAUUCACAGUCGCGUAACUGGUUGCUUUCGUAAAAUAAAAGCACGCGGUAUGUCCGUUAUCUUUUUCUUAUCAGCCUAUUGGAGAUAUCUCAGAUAAAAUCCGCCGCGUCGUUCACACUUCGUAGCUCGCAGCCGAUGUGUCGUUGCUGAGUACAAAAGUCACGCUCCGUCAUCGAGCGCGUCCUCGAGCGCAGUGCGUGGCACGCGUCUGAAGUAAACUGUGCAACGCGCUGCAGAUGAAAGAUACUUUGCAUCUCAAAUGAAAUAGGAAAUGGGCACUUGGCGGCGGUGUCGCAAGGCCGGAGUUUAGAGCAAUUACAAGUGCGCAUUUCUUCGCCUAGUUUAUUAAUUUAGCCGUGCGAAAUAAUGCGUUAGAUCACUGCGAAAGUUCUUUGCUGCUCCUCGUUCGUUGAGGAAAAUCGAAAACAAAUUUAUAAUUAUAAUUCCUUCAUACAAUUUUCCUAAGUGGAAAGAAGUUUUUCAAUCGCUUCUCAAAGAAUUCGAGAAUCGAUGACGUCAAUUAAAGCAAAAAACAAUGAAACUUUCGCAUCGAUCCAAUAUUGGACUAUCUUAGUUUUAAGUUAGCUAGUUUAGUUGGAUUUAUUUGUGAAAAACUGCCAAUUAUCUUUGUCCUAAUUUCUGUCGAUAAGUUAUUUACAAAGUAUGCGUAAAAUGAUACAAUAAGAUAUGAAUAUCAUGCACCUGAUAUACCAUUGUCAUAUUAGGUUUCCUACAAUUCUGUUAUUUUAUUUGAUGCACACUUAAAUGACGCAUUAUAUUAUCUUAUUAUUAUAUACUUUUGUUAGAUCAACCGAAUAACAAAUAACUUGUUUUGUUUCAAUAAAUUAUGAUUAUUCUUAAUCAUAAAAUGAGAAAUAUGUUGUCCUAAUUAGCUGCAGUUAUAUUUUAUUAUCAAUUGGAAACCUGAAUAUAAUUCGCUAUCUGUAAUUGCAUCAAUUUUAAUAUAAUUACAGUAUCAGCUGGCGUGAUUAUAAUGACAAUUGUACAUUUUUAACGUAUUCUUUAUUAAUUUAUAGUACUAGUUGAAAAACGUAAUUUCUGUUUGUGGUAUACCGAAUACUAUUUAAACUAUUCUGUGAUAAUACACAAAGAGAAUGCAGCUCUAUAAAUUACAUAAAUGAUGUUAAAUAUAUAUCUAGUAUAUUUUUGUAAUACAUAUAUGUAUAUUAUAUAUAAAAAAAUGACAUUACUAUUUCUCUUUCAUGAAGGAAUAUAAUAAUAUAUCAAAAAGUUAUUUCAUAACGGAAUAUAUUUGCAACGUAUAACUGUAUAUAUUAUUAGCUUUGUCUUUUGCAUCAAAUUCUUUAUUAGUUUCUUCCGCGCAUUUUUAUUAACAAUAACAAUUAACUACACCUAAUGAACGAGUGCUUUAUAUUAGGAAGACGAGACAUGUACUUAUUACUUUGUUAGAAAGCUAAAAUUAUCAUAAAGUAUUUGAAUAUCGUAUUGAAGCUAAAUAUCGCUGUAAGUAAAAUAUCACCUGUAAAUAAUCUAUAACUUCGAAGAUUAUUUUCUGAUAUUAUUCAGACAGUAUGUAUACAUGCAAUAUUUUAUACGUCACACGAAUCGCUCAAUAAUUUUCGCAAAACAUUGUGCAUUGAAUUCUUUAUGUUAAAUAAAAUGUGUUGCGAUCAAACAAC